Molecule: messenger RNA, 477 nt
Organism: Lycium ferocissimum
Lineage: Eukaryota; Viridiplantae; Streptophyta; Magnoliopsida; Solanales; Solanaceae
Exons: 1
Coding region: 1-477 (158 amino acids)
Source: RefSeq, a predicted model, not a curated record
AUGACCGAUUUUGCUAAAUACUUGAAAGACCUAUUGACCAAGAAGAAGAAGGUGCAAUAUGAAACUGUGAGUUUGAUUCACACUAUGAGUUCCAAUAUUUCAACAACUACUGUCCAGAAAAAGGGAAAUCCUGGGGCGUUCACCAUUCCUUGUUCUGUUGGGUACCAUGAUUUUACUCGUGCUUUGUGUGAUAAUAGGACGAGUAUAAAUUUGAUGCCACUUUCUAUCUACAAGCAAUCGGGUUUGGGGAUGUCAAGGCCGGCUACUAUGAGAUUACAGAUGGCUGAUAGAUCUAUUAAGAAGCCGGUUGGCAUGGUUGAUGAUGUUCUUGUGUGGGUUGGUAAAUUUAUGUUGCCCGUUCAUUCUGUGAUUCUUGGCUGUGCUGUUGAUCGGGACAUUCUUAUUAUUUUGGGGAGACCCUUCUUUGCUAUAGGAAAAGCUCUGAUGGAUUCAAAAAAGAAUGAAAUAAAAUUCUGA